Molecule: messenger RNA, 2337 nt
Organism: Ectocarpus siliculosus
Lineage: Eukaryota; Phaeophyceae; Ectocarpales; Ectocarpaceae
Source: the annotation of a GenBank genome assembly
AUGACCGCCGAGGGUUGGAAUCGCCACUCCACAGAGGGCUGGCGUCGAGGGCAGCUGGAGAGUUUAAAGCUCAUGAGCAAGAGCCAGGCAGCGUUACUUCGCGCGUACGCUGUCGAUCGGAUCCACGAGAGAGACUCGCUGGUAGAGGCAGCCCUGGCUUUCGUCGUGAGCACCGCGGAAACGACGAGCAGCAUCGGAGGCAGUGGGUCGACAAGCGCAAAUGACGAGAACGGAUACGACGCGAAAGCAGUUCAGGAACUGCUGGAGUGGCGAGAACGGCUCGGGGAGGAAACAAAGAAUCUCGAUCUCGGUGAUGCCGUAGACGGUCGCCUGAGCGAAGAAUUGAAGCAUCUUAGAAAGGAGUGCCGUUUGCAGGCUCGGAAGCUUGAACUAAUGCAGCACAACCUGGAGACGAGAGAAGACAAAGAAAACGAGCUUAGACGCAAGCUUCGAAAGUCAGAGACUCUGUACUCUAAGCUGCGCGACCUUCUCCGGGAUGUGCGUGAAGAGCUCGCGGCGAGAGAAAAGGACGGAGUGGUGCCGAAAGAGGACUUUGAACACCUGUGUCAGAAGUAUGACAGAGCCAAGGCGAAGAUCCGAGCCCUGAAAGACGUGGCGGAGACGUUCUUGCCGGGGGACAGUCGAGACACGUCGCCCCUGCCAACGCCACGGCCUCGUGGAGACUCUUCACGGCCAGAAGACCAGGCAAAAGGCGCAGGAGGAAAUAUUGAUCCUACCGAACUUCUUCAUGGCGACCGUGUCAGCAAUGCUACGGGGGAGGCUCGCAACGAAGAGCCCAAGGCGGAUUCGGCAAAGGCGGCCGACAGCGGCGGUCCAGUGGAGGGCAAGGCGGUCGCGUCGACAUUCGACGCCGCAGGUGGUGGUAAGGAGUCGUCGUCUUCGGCUGGCGAUGGUGGAAGCGACGGCCGUGACAACUCGGGGGAAGCGGUAGCGACAAAAGGCGAGGAGGACAACGGGGGAAACGGCGACGAAGCGGAGGAGGCUGCGAGCGUGGAGGUGGUGGUGGAAGAGAAGCGGCUGUUGCGGCUGGAGCUGGACGAAGCCAACAGGAAGAUGGAGAAGGCCAGACGAGGGAGGAAGGCCGCCGAAAAAGAAAAGGAGGGGCUAGUGGGGGCGAUGGCGACCGAACUGGGAGAGCUGGAGAAGGCGAAGGAUGGACAAAUUAGAGUGGCCAACCGGGAGUCUCGACUCGACGGAGUCGACGGCCUGGUGGCGGACAUGCGGAAGCAGUAUGCGCGCGAGUAUCGAGAGAGGCGACGCCUGUUCAACGUCGUGCAGGAACUUCGGGGCAACAUCCGAGUGCUGUGCAGGUGUCGGCCGCGGACGGCACACGAUAAGGGCGGGGGGGUCUGCGUGUCCUUCCCAGGGGAGGGGGGCAUCGAGCUGGUCAACGAGCGGGGCAAGAGAAAGGCAUGGAAGUUCGACCAGGUUUUCGGGUUGGAGGCCCGGCAGGAAAUGGUGUAUGCCGAGGUUUCUCCUCUCGUCAUCAGUGUCCUGGACGGUUACAAUGCCUGCAUCUUCGCCUACGGCCAGACCGGUACCGGUAAGACGUAUACGAUGAUGGGGCCGCCUCGCGAUCGCGGGGUCAACGCGCGCGCUCUGGGGGACCUGUUCUCUCGCAGUGCCGCACGGCGGGGAGAGGUGGACGAUACCAUCACACUCUCCAUCCUGGAGAUCUACAACGAGCACAUCCGCGACCUGCUAAUCGAAAGCACCGCCUUCGGAGGAGAGCAGCGAAAACUGGAGGCAAGCACAUGGGUUCGGCACGGAGAACGGGGCAACCACGUCCCGGGACUCACGACGGUCACGGUUUCUACCCUGGAAGAGGUGUUGAGGAUGCUGGCCAUCGCCGACAAGAACCGGGCCUCCGCCUGCACCAACCUCAACGACCACAGCUCGCGCAGUCACUUGAUUUUGUCUGUCAAUGUGGACGGAGUGAACAGGCACACCGGGGCGACAUCGGCGGGCCGAUUGCAUCUCAUCGAUCUGGCGGGGAGCGAACGCAUCAGCAAGUCUGGAGCGGCCGGCCAGGCGCUGAGAGAGGCACAGAAUAUCAACAAGAGCUUGAGUGCUCUCGGGGACGUGAUUGCGGCGAGGGCCUCCCGCCAAGGCCACGUCCCUUAUCGCAACUCAACCUUGACAUACCUUCUGCAGGACUCGCUGAGUGCCGACUCCAAGACCCUGAUGCUCGUGUGCGUGAGCCCGGUCGUGCAAAGCGCCGAAGAGUCCUGGUGUUCCCUCAACUUCGCCGCCAGGGUUCGCACCGUGGAGCUUGGAAAGGCUCACAAGCAUGGCGCGAGCGGGGCGUCCGCUUAA